Doryrhamphus excisus (bluestripe pipefish) is the source of this 2506-nucleotide messenger RNA. It is a transcript of the gene cfb, whose product is annotated as complement factor B. Gene Ontology annotation, cellular component: extracellular region; extracellular exosome. Gene Ontology annotation, molecular function: serine-type endopeptidase activity. Gene Ontology annotation, biological process: complement activation; response to bacterium; proteolysis. The record is from RefSeq and is a predicted model, not a curated record. Lineage: Eukaryota; Metazoa; Chordata; Actinopteri; Syngnathiformes; Syngnathidae.
CGAUGCCUUUCUCUAUGAGCAUCAUUGCGUGAGUUGAUAAAAAGCUAUCCCCUGCUAAACCUCUCAGUUCAUUUGUUUCUUCAGCUCAAGUUUCAAACAUGCUACUUUCUGUCCAAUGGAUUGGUCUGGCUGUCAUACUUUCAUGUCUUCUAAUGGGUGGACAAGUGUGGUGUGAUUGUACAGAGGACAAUGUGCAAAUAGAGGGGGGUUAUUACAAUCUGACCAAGGGACUGAAGACAGGCAGCCUGCUGAUCUACCACUGUCCCGAGGGUUACUUUCCAUACCCCGCCCAGAAGCGUGAAUGCCAGUUCGAUGACAGCUGGAGCCAAGACUCCACAAGUUCUGCUUCUCAGAAAUGCAGGAUGGUGGAAUGCCCGGACCCCCAUGUCCUGAUGCAUGGAAUCGUCUCCCCCCCUCAGGACAGAUACUUUGUUGACAAUGAGACUACAUAUGAGUGCUACUCUGGAUACACAAUGCGAGGCUCUUCCAGGAGAGUCUGCUUUCCAAAUGGCAAGUGGAGUGGAUCCACUCCAAUUUGCAGCCGAGACUCAGGAAACGAUUGUGCUGAUCCCGGCAUCCCAGCUGGCGCCUAUAGAAGGGGGAAUUCAUUCCGAAUUGACGACAAAGUGAAAUACAGCUGCAAGAGCGGUCUGUUUCUAGUGGGCUCCAGCGAGAGAACGUGCCUGGAGAACGGCCAGUGGACUGGCACAGAGCCAGCGUGCUACUACAAAUACACCUACGAUACUCCACUGGAGGUUUCAGAGGCCUUUGGUGGUGCACUCAAAGCCAGCCUCACCACUUUGGAGCCGGCUGAUGAUACACAGGAGGGAAGAAAAAUCAAAAUAUCAAAAACUGACAAGCUCAACAUCUACAUUGCGGUGGAUAUUUCUGAGAGUAUUGAAGAACAACAUUUCAUUGAUGCCAGAGAUGCUGUCAUCCAACUCAUCGCCAAGAUUUCAUCUUUUUCCGUGACUCCAAAUUAUGAGAUCCUGUUUUUCUCUUCUAAUGUGUACGAAGUUGUCAACAUUGUUGAUUUUUUGGAUGGCAAGGCCCAACUGAGCACAGUGAAGACUGAUCUGGAAAAUUUUAAAAUCGACAACAGAGACACCGCCGGAACAAACCUCAAUCUCGUAUUUAUGACCAUCUUGGAGCGCAUGGCAUUUAUAAAGCAACGGACAGGGGAGGAUGGCUUUAAGGAGCACCGUCACGCAAUUAUUCUUUUUACAGAUGGUGCUUACAACAUGGGUGGUACACCUGAGCCUACGGUGCAGAAAAUAAAGAACAUGGUCUACAUGGACCAUACUGCUGAGAACCAAAAACCAUUAAGAGAAGACUACCUGGACAUUUAUAUUUUUGCCAUUGGCGCCCAGAUCUUCGAUGAUGACUUAAUUCCUCUUGCCGUGGGGACGGGUGGGGACCAUUACUUCAGGAUGAGUGAUAUUCGUAGUUUGCAGAAGACGUUUGAUGAUAUUAUUGAUGAAGAAGAAGUAAAAGGUUUAUGUGGUCUUCACAAGGGAUACAGGACCAGAGAUAGAAGGGAAAACUAUCCAUGGGUGGUAUUUAUUGUCAUUCAGAACGAGGGAAGAGUCAUGAAAUGUCUGGGCUCUCUGGUGACGCCAAAAUUUGUUCUGACCGCCGCUCACUGCUUCACUUUUGGGGAUCUACCUCGGCAUGUCACAGUUGACAUUAACGAUCAGAACGGCAGAAGAACCAAAAAGGUCAAGAACUUCUUUCCGCACCCAAAAUUCAACGUCAAGGCUAAAGUAAGUGAGGGUGUGGAAGAGUUCUAUGACUACGAUGUGGCUCUCAUUCAGCUGGUGGACUAUGUGAAAAUCUCCUCGUUCGCCAGACCUAUUUGCAUACCUUGUACCCAGGAGACCAGUGAUGCUCUCAAACUGGUGGGUGAAUCCACCUGCAAGAAACAAGAACAGCUCCUGUUAAAAGAUCAUCUUGAGAGGCUGACUUUCCUGACACGGACCGACAACUUGGUCGAUGAUAAAGACGUACAUGCUAAACUUGGCGAUAAUAGGGAUGAAUGCAUUGCACAUGCAUUGGAGGCGCCGGGCAUUACCACAAAAGACCCCAAAGUUCCUGUGACUGACAACUUCCUGUGCACCGGUGGUCUGACUCCCUUCAGAGAUCAUAUAGCAUGUACAGGUGACUCCGGAGGAGCUGUGUUCAAAAACUUUGAACAUCGCACCGUGCAGAUUGCAGUUGUCAGCUGGGGUAGUCAAAAUCUGUGCAAAGGCGGCGGUGUCGUCGAGUCUACAAAGAAGUCCAGAGACUUCCACCUCAACCUCUUCAGUGUUGUACCUUUCCUUAAAUCCAUCCUUGGAAACGACCAACAGGAUGACUAUGCACCGCUGGAGUUCUUGAAGAACUAAAUGCCUGUAUAAUAAAUGGAAUAUGCUAUGUUCAUCAAACAAAACACCUUUGCAUGUAUUUUUUAUGCUGAUGUAAACACUGUGGCAGAAAAAAAGGAUUAAAGUGAAAUUGUUGUUUUUGA